This is a messenger RNA of Trichomycterus rosablanca, 1073 nucleotides long. Its product is annotated as thiol S-methyltransferase TMT1A-like. Gene Ontology annotation, molecular function: S-adenosylmethionine-dependent methyltransferase activity. The transcript is spliced from 3 exons. Lineage: Eukaryota; Metazoa; Chordata; Actinopteri; Siluriformes; Trichomycteridae. The coding region runs from base 34 to 762 and encodes 242 amino acids. The record is from RefSeq and is a predicted model, not a curated record.
UGUUAGACAGACGCACUUGUUUUCCAGGCGGUCAUGGCGCUUGUAAUGCAUGUCUGUGCGUUAGUGGUGAGGGUUCUUACCCUCCCACUGCAAAUAUUGGAGGCAGUUGGAUUAUUCAAAUUCUACAAGCGCAUCUUCCCCGUUGUCAUGUUUAAGUUUACUGUGUCAUACAACGCUAAAAUGAAGGAGAAGAAGCGGGAGUUGUUCCGCAGUUUGACUCAGUUCAGUCCUGAACACGGGCCGCUACGUCUGCUGGAGGUGGGCUGUGGGAGCGGAGCAAACUUUGAGAAUUAUCCUCCUGGCUGCAGGAUCAUCUGCACCGACCCCAACCCGCAUUUCCAGCAGUAUCUUCAGAAGAGCAUGCAAACCAGCGACCAUUUAGUGUACGACAGCUUCGUGGUGGCUUCUGGUGAAGAUUUAAGUUCUGUCGGGGAAAACUCAGUAGACGUGGUAGUUUGUACCCUGGUGCUGUGCUCGGUUAGUAACACAGCCAAAGUGCUGCAGGAGGUCAAGAGAGUGCUGAGACCGGGUGGGGCAUUCUUCUUUUUGGAGCAUGUGGUUGCUGAUUCCUCAAGCUGGACGUACUUCUUUCAGCAUGUUCUUCAGCCUUUUUGGUACUAUUUUGGGGAUGGAUGUGAGGUUACCCGUGCUACCUGGAAGCACCUUGAGGAUGCCGGUUUUUCUGAGUUGCAACUCAGCCACAUCCAGACACCAUUGUUUUUUAUCCUAAGGCCACACAUAAUGGGAUAUGCUGUAAAAUAAUGCCAGCUCACUGUCUGGCACAUGGCACGAUCUUUGAAUACCAGUUAUUUUCUCUACAAUGAUUUUAAGUAGACUUGCCUUGACUUAAUUGCAUCUUCUUUAAAUGAUGUUAAAAAUGACGUUUACUAAUUGCUGCAUCAUGGAUGGAGGUGCCUGUGUAACUGGAAUUAAUUUUCAUACAAGAUUUUACAGAUUUUACUAAACCCUCUGUAAUACAUGAUUUAUAAAAGUUUAAAAAUGAAUAAAAUGCAAAUUUCUACAUAAGGAACAUGUGCCAGUGUUUACAUAAAUAAAUAGAAUACUGCCAUCUA